CAGCAGCUUACAAGAUUGAACUUCUUCUGUCGGAACCUAGUAGGAGUUUCCAACCAUGGAGGAGUCUCCUGAUGUCGUCGUCGCUCCGGCUAGGAGACCUAGCGACCAUGGGCUGCGUAAUCGGCUUAGCAGUACCACCGAUAGACAGGAACAAGGCACGGUCCCUGGAACCUCUGUGUCGGAGCAUCCCCCACCUGAGCGAAAUGUCGACACCGACUUGAAACGGAGUCAGUCCGUGGCUGUUGGAGCAUACCAUGUCCAAGAGCCGGACGCUUCUCCUGUUGGUAUUCGGAAGUACGGAAGCGGAUCGUUCUUGGGUGGGCUUACCGGAACGCUUCCGGAAAGCUCCAUAAGGACAUCCUUAAGCCGAUCAAGGGGAGCUUCAUUGGCGAUAAGCCGGGAUGCGGAAAGGGAGGCAAGAGCGGCGUCAGUUUUCCCUGAAGAGAAACUUGGGAAUCUGGCACCAAUUAAAGUGGAAAGGAGCAACAGUGCAGUGGGUACUCACACACAAGGGCUGCUCUGCUCCUUGGCUCAUGGAGACAAAAACUUGAAUGGCAUUCGAAGCGUUACUCGUUUGAUGAACACAGGCCCUCAGACCAAGCAAGCAGUCUGCAACAUGUGUGGUGAUGCCUUGCCAUCGGAUGAAGAAUACGCACCAUGCGAGUGUGCUUUCAGGAUGUGCACCAUCUGCUUGGAUCAUGUGCACAAGUAUGAACGAAACCGUUGCCCAGGCUGUGGAGGAGACCUUCGCAGCCGAGAACAAUGGACCAUUAUGCAAGCAAUGCUCAAUGAAACACCUCGGGGUAGCACUUCCUCUCCUUCGCGUCUCGCAAGGACAGCAUCAAAGCAGCUGCAGAGCAUAACGGAGAUUGAACAAUCAGGACCACAGUUACACGGAGAAAAAGGUAUUGUACCUCUUCAGCAAGAUAGCGCCAUCAUUCAAACCAGUCAGCCCCAGUAUGGGUAUGGCAGUGUCGCUUGGCAGCAGCCACCAACUAAGGCACCUGAACGGGCUGUCCCCAUAGCUGACUGGAAGAAGAAGAGCUUGGCGAGAAAGUUGAGCUACCCUGGCAGCAUUAUUGGGCCCUACAGGAUUGUUCUGUUCAUUCGCCUUUGUUCAAUCCUGGGAUUUCUUCAGUAUCGGGUUGCCAACCCCACAGAGACAGGAUAUUGGCUCUGGCUGAUGUCUGUCGUUUGCGAGAUAUGGUUUGCUGUUUCUUGGGUCCUUGACACACUCCCGAAGUUGACCCCAGUCAAGAGAGAGACGUACAAAGAUAGACUGAAAGCUGUGUAUGAUGACGGAGGCGAAACGCUCCCGCAGUUGGAUGUUUUUAUCACGACUGCUGAUGCUACGAAGGAGCCACCUCUGGUCACAGCAAACACGAUACUUUCUGUUUUGGCGACCAACUAUCCACCUGACAGAAUUGCGUGCUACCUGUCUGAUGAUGGGGCGUCCAAGCUGAUGUUUGAUGCCAUGGCCGAGACUGCUGGCUUUGCACGACUUUGGGUUCCUUUUUGCAAGAAACAUAACAUCGAACCAAGGUCCCCAGAUGCUUACUUCAGCCAGAACGUGGACUUUCUGAAAAACAAAGUGCAUCCUGAUUUUGUGAAGACUCGACGCAAGGUCAAGAGAGAAUAUGAAGAGUUUAAAGUUCGCAUGAAUGCAUUGGUUGCUGAGAGCCGUUUUCCACCGGAGGAAGGCUGGAUGCUGGAGGAUGGAACCCCGUGGCCGGGCAACAAUAGGCGCGAUCACGAUGGGAUUAUUCAGGUAUUUCUACACCCUGAUGGAGACGUUCGUGAUUUUGAGGGAGGUGUCCUUCCACCCCUCAUCUACGUUUCACGAGAGAAGAGGCCUGGGCAUGAUCACAACAAGAAAGCUGGAGCAAUGAACGCUCUAUUGAGAGCCAGUGGGUUGAUUACUAACGGCGCUGUGCUGAUGAACUUGGACUGCGAUCACUACGUCAACAAUGCUGAUGCGAUUCGUGACGCUCUUUGCUUCUUCUUGGAUCCCAUUCAAGGCUACACUACCGGAUUUGUGCAGUUUCCCCAGCGUUUUGAUGGAAUUGACAGGAAUGACCGUUAUGCAAAUCACAACACUGUGUUCUUUGACAUCAACAUGAAAGGUCUCGAUGGCCAGCAGGGGCCUGUAUAUGUUGGAACUGGAUGUUUCUUCCGUCGCCGUGCCCUCUACGGUUAUUUCCCCCCUCCUAAUCCAAGUAAGCUUGGCAUCUCAAAAAAGGCCAAGAAUGGUCUGUGGAACUACCUGUGCUGCUGCUGCCUUCCCCGGAAGACAAAGGAAGAACCUAAUUCAGAGUCACUGGAUGGACAUGAAUCAAACGAUCAGGAUUCCGUUCAACUGGUGAAGAAGCCAAAGAUUCCAGCACGAUUGGGUGCGUGUGCCCAUUUCGUCAGCACAGCAACGGGCGAUGAGAACAUGUCUGGCGAUGUCGAGGAGCAACCUCUGAGCCCAAGGUCUAUGCUGAGUGAUGUAGUUCUUACCAUCAGCUGUGACUAUGAGGCCAACACAGACUGGGGCAAGGAUGUGGGAUGGAUGUAUGGCUCCGUAACAGAGGACAUUCUAACCGGGAUGAAGAUUCACACACGUGGAUGGCGUUCUGCAUAUUGUGAUCCAGACCGUGCUGCAUUCAAGGGAUCAGCUCCUUUGAACAUGACAGACCGUCUGCACCAAGUUGAGAGAUGGGCAACAGGUGCUGUGGAGAUAUUCUUCAGUGGAAGAAACCCAUUAUGGUCUCAGUGGGGCACUAAGUUAAAACUCCGCCAACGAAUAGCGUAUGCGAACAACGCGUUCUAUCCGUUUACAAGUGUGGCAAUCUUUGCAUACUGUCUCCUGCCACCCCUUGCACUGCUUACGGACUUCUUCUUUGUUCCAACGCUGGAUCGUUACGCAGUCAUCUGGUUUGCUGUGCUUAUCCUCUCGUUCCUGGCGUCCUCUGUGCUGGAGCUGAAAUGGAGCAAAGUGUCUUUUGAAGCAUGGUGGAGGAACGAACAGUUUUGGCUCAUUGCAGGAAUAAGUUCCCACUUUGCAGCCGUUGUGCAGGGUUUGCUAAAAGUUAUUGCUGGAUUGGAGAUCAGUUUCACGUUAACUUCAAAAGGUGGAGAUGACGGAGAUGUGGAUGAGCUACACACUUUCAAAUUCUCGUGGCUGCUCCUUCCUGGGUGUUUCAUUGGUCUUUUCAACAUCCUGGGCAUCAUUGUGGGGGUUGGACGGGCCAUGAGUUCAGAUGGUUCACAGGAAUGGGGAAAGCUUGCUGGCAAGCUGGUGUUCAGUUUCUGGGUCCUUAUCCACCUUUAUCCAUUUGCCAAGGGUUUGCUCGGGAAGAGGGAUCGUGUUCCCACAAUCGUCAUUGUCUGGUCGGUGCUUCUUGUGGUCACCGUGGCUCUCCUGUGGUCAAACUUUAUUGGAGGAAGCUUCUGAGAGAGUUAUGCCCGCUGCUCUUGCUGGAGGCUACUGAUUCUAGCCCGUCUUUAUACAUUUCCAAAGCGAAGUAGGUACCGUAAUAUUAAUGUUCUGCUGAUGCAGUGUAUUCUUUCUUUAGGACAUUAGUGUCAAAGCUAGCUAGGUAGGAAGAGACUGUCAAAUUACAUAGGUUAUAUAUAAUUGUAGGCUUGGUAGGUGUUACUGAAACCUACUGUAGAGGGUACAGCCCCCUCCUUGUAUCCCUCUCUCUUCUAAUCUCGACCUCUUUUUUCUCUCGUAUCUUUUGGUCCCUUCCUA
Closterium sp. NIES-67 is the source of this 3736-nucleotide messenger RNA. Lineage: Eukaryota; Viridiplantae; Streptophyta; Zygnematophyceae; Desmidiales; Closteriaceae. The record is from the annotation of a GenBank genome assembly.